This is a messenger RNA of Maniola jurtina (meadow brown), 9334 nucleotides long. It is a transcript of the gene cg, whose product is annotated as zinc finger protein 665. The transcript is spliced from 16 exons. Gene Ontology annotation, biological process: regulation of transcription by RNA polymerase II. Gene Ontology annotation, cellular component: nucleus. Lineage: Eukaryota; Metazoa; Arthropoda; Insecta; Lepidoptera; Nymphalidae. Gene Ontology annotation, molecular function: RNA polymerase II cis-regulatory region sequence-specific DNA binding; DNA-binding transcription activator activity, RNA polymerase II-specific. The record is from RefSeq and is a predicted model, not a curated record. Bases 498 to 3086 code for a protein of 862 amino acids.
AUGGCGUCCGGUUUUUUGUGUGUGCGAUAAAAUAAUUGUUUUCAUGAAAUCAUUAAACUUGAUUGAUAAUUUUAGAUUUAAUGGUUUAUCUUUAUAGUAAUUAUGAACAUAAAGCUAAAUCUGAUAUGUAAAAGUUUGUUUUGUGUGCCUACGAACUCUGAUUACGUGCGUGUCGAUGUAGUGUCUAGCGUCCUAUGCCGCCUUUUUCAUUAGCUGAUGAGUGUAAUUCUCGGGCAUAUGUGGAUAGAUUGUAAUAAAUGACUUGGAAUCUUUGUUUAUAGGUAUUGUGCGAUGUUUAAAGUUAGUUUGAGCUUGUUUCGGCGGUAGCGGUUUCAUGAGUGCGUUGUGCGUUAGUAGGUGUGAAAGCGUAUGUAUAUGGUCGUAAUGGCAAAUCUGUCAUGAGUAGUGUGUUCGCCAGUGUUUACUAUCGUGCUCUGGAUGUGUGCAAAAAGUAGUUGUUUAAACUUUUUUAAUGUAGUGGAGUAAAAUCGGUGAAAAUGUGUAUGCCAACGCCGAGCAACGUUUCAGGCUUCGGGUACUCGUGGGGCUUCACGAGUACCUCGGACCUCACCAAGUGCGAAGUCGACACUCCUAGCAGCUUGAGCUAUACGCUGGGGAACACGGUGUCGCCAGAAACAACAUUGACUGUUAUGUCCCACAAGACACCACAAGUCCAGGAAAAAGUUGGCACUGUAGUAGCGGUGACAAACGCAGCAACGCAAGUCACAAGAGUUCUUACAGGGACCCCUGUGCCAGGGAGACGAGCUAUGUUUGUGCUAAACGAAGCUCCAACACAUACCAUAAACAGGGUGUCACAGCAGAAUCAGACUGCUACUAUACAGACAACAAACCUAACAUCAAAACCCUUCAUGACGCCAAUCGGCCCAAUACAAUUGACGGCAGAAGAAUGCAACGAGAUCCUAAUGAAACGUGCACUGCAAGCUCAAGGGAUUGCAACCCCAGUCAUAGAUGCUUCCCAACUGAACCACACUCUGCUGAACGGUGGCCUGAAGAGUCUGGCUGAGGCCACACAACAGCAGAGUCAAGCAGAGACUAUACAGACCACAACAGUGCAUCAGCACCAUUUGCUGCAUACUAAGCAAGAACCAGGCACCGCCAACAACUCUCCUAAAGCGGUGUACUCACAGACAGACAUGAUGUCCAACUCAGUGAUGACAGCGGUGCCCACGCCGGUGAAGGAGCGGCCUUACUCGUGCGACGAGUGCGGCAAGUCUUUCCUGCUCAAGCAUCAUCUCACUACGCACGCGAGAGUGCAUACUGGCGAGAGGCCCCACGUGUGCGGUCACUGCGGCAAAGCGUUCGCUCGCAAACACUGCCUCAACACGCAUCUGCUGCUUCACUCGGCCGAGCGGCCCUACCGCUGCCACGAGUGCAAGAUGGCCUUUACGCUGAAGCACCAUCUCGUCACGCAUUCCAGGGUUCACAGUCGCGACCGCCCAUUUGUAUGCGGUGAAUGCGGACGUGGCUUUCCUCUGAAGAGACACCUGGUCACUCACAGCAAGUAUCACGCGGGCGAACGGCCCUACGUCUGUACUGACUGCGGAGAGAGCUUCGCGCAAAAGGAACAUUUGGUGAUGCACAGUCGUUUCCACGGUUCAUUGUCGCCGUUCGUAUGCCCUGACUGCGGAGUGGCCUUCGCGAGGAAGUUCCAACUCGUCAACCACGGCCGAGUGCACGGCAGAGUGCCGCACGCCUGUCCUGUGUGUGGGAAAGAGUUCCUGCAGAAGAGGACGCUGGUCGCUCAUAUGAAAAUCCACACAGGCGAAGGCGCAGUUGCGUGUCUAGAAUGUGGCGAGGCUUUCAAAUGCAAGUCAGAGUUACAACAGCACUGUAAAAUGACGAGACAUUGCGUGACGACGCAAACGCAACAACAGCAACAACAACAGCAGCAACAGCAACAAGCGCAGCAGCAAGCCCAACAACAGGCGCAGCAGCAAGCGCAGCAACAGGCCCAACAACAAGCGCAGCAGCAAGCGCAACAACAAGCGCAGCAACAGGCGCAACAGCAGGCGCAGCAACAAGCCACUGUUAUUAAACAGGACGACUUUAAGCCGCAGAUAGUUCAAGUCAUUGGUGCUGACGGUCAAAUAAUCUCUGAGAAGACUGCCCCAGGAUAUGUGUGUCAAGAGUGUGGCUCGUGUUUCAAUACAAAGGAAGCUCUGUCGCUGCACGUGCGCCUGCACGCCGGGGACCGCACCUGCGUGACGGACUUGUGCGCGCUCACCGCCGCUCUGCAGCCCGGCCUGAUAACCACCAGCGUCGCCUCGCACAACGCACACAAUCAGCCCAUACAGAUUAUAUCGAGCAAUCCCAACAACGUAGUUCACACACAAGUCAUAGCGACGAAUCACCACGUCGCGCCGCGACCGAAGCUUCACUUUUGUGUCGACUGUGGUAAAGGGUUUGCAGCUAAACACGGCUUAUUAGCACAUCAUAGGAGACACCCGGACGGUAGCUGCACACUACGUACACACGUGUGCGACCAGUGCGGCAAAGCGUUCUUCCAGAAGAACCAUCUCAUGCUGCACCAGCGGCAGCACAUGGACUUGCCGCCGAGAAACACGCAAGCGCAGCAGCAAGCAACGCAGCAAGCGCAACAGCAAGCGGCUCAACAGGCGGCUCAACAGGCGGCGCAACAGGUCGCGCAACAAGUCCAGCAACAGGUCCAACAGCAGCAGCAACAGCAACAGCAACAACAACAACAGCAACAGCAACAACAGCAUCAGCAACAAGUGCAACAUCAAAACGCGUUAGAGCUGGAGCAGGAUCAUCAACAACCCACGCAUAUACAAGUGGUAACAAAUCGAUCAGGGCAAGUGAUCGGCAAUCAAAUAGUUGUAGGCACGGUGGGAGGUCGCCGAACGUUACUGGGGACGCCGCUGCAGAUCGUGACGCGCGACGGAAAGCCUAUCAACGCACAAAUCGCGCACAAGCGACAUCAUAGUGGUGACGUAAAAGAAGUAGGCGGCUUGGUGCUAUCGACGGGCCGAGGCUCAGGUCUCAUCAAGUAUGAGAUCUCUCUCCCGCCGCCCACUUCAGUGGUACAAGUGCAACAGCUGGACUGAGCCAAGCCUGAACCAGACGACUUGCUCGUCUGGCAGAAGUGAAGUGAAGCAAACCACAUGAAAAGUGGAGUGAAGUAGUCCUAGAGUGGACCACACGAAAAGUGGAGUGAAGUGAUACUAGAUUGAACCACACGCAAAGUGAAGUGAUACUAGAUUGAACCACACGCAAAGUGAAGUGAUACAAGUUUGAACCACACGCAAAGUGGAGUGUAGUGAUACAAGAGUAAAGCUUGUCAACGACGAUCUGAAGACAUUACUGCCCAUUCAUAACGUUUAAAACUGCGGUGAGCAAACUGCUAUGUGCAAAACAAAUGUAUGGUUGAGUAUUGAGUUGCCCACAAACUAUAGUGCAGCUAUGGGCGAUUGCAAAAAAAACAAUCUAAUAAAAAUCGAGAAUCGAUUGAACAAAUGUUCGAUUUUUAAGUCUACAAAUGCGAAGCGCACGAUCUGGAACAAAUAAAUCAAAUGUCUAAAGCAAUUGCAUUCUAUUUUUGAUUCAUUCAUCCCAGACCUACAUGUUAAGUAAACAAUCGAAAACAACAAUAUUUUUUGAUUGUUCAAUUGCUUUUUUAUUGUUAGCGAAUAAUUCGAUUGUCAGCGAAUAAUUCGAUUGUUAUCGAAUAAUUCGAUUGUAAUCGGAUAAUUCGAUUGUUAUCGAAAAAUUCAAUUGUUAUCGAAUAAUUCGAUUGUUAUUUGAAUGAAUCGCCCAUUGCUACUAUAGUGAUGCAACAAUAGUGGCAUGUCAGGAUCCAUACAUUUGCUAUUCUUUGUUGCAAAGUACUAAGCUACUGCUCAAGCGGAAAUGUUGGUUGUAAAGAGCAGGUUGAAAUCUGAAGGGUAUGACCUUUCCAGAUCUUUGUAAAGUCAUGUAGUUCACACAAGCCAAAAACUGUCCAGUUAGGAGUGGUUAAGAACUAGCAAUUUCAAGAGGAAUUUACUCUAAUUAAGACUCCAUGAGCUUGUUGAGUUGACAGAUAAAUAAUUACAAUUGAAUCUAGGAUGUAUGAAGCUAUUCCUUUAAAAUGAAAUUCUUUCAGAAAAGAUCGCCUUAACCUUAAGUACAGUCCAUAGAAGCACAUUCUAACAUAGACUGUGAGAGUUAAAUAUCCAUUUGAUAUUUGAUUUGAGGCGCAUUUCGUCUAACCGUUUCGUUGAUUAAUCGAUUUUGGAAGUGAUAUGUUGAAACAACAAUAUCAUUGUCAUCAUUAUCAUUAUCAAUGAAUAGAUGCCCACAGCAGGUCUCUUGUAGAGACUUCCACACGCCAUGAUCUUGCGCCGCCUAAAUCUAGCGGCUCCCUGCGAAUCGUUUGAGUCAUCAGUCCACCUAGUGGAGGGAAACAUCAUAUUAAAAAAAAACCAAAAACAUUUGGUUAUAUCAUAACAAAUGGGAAAAAAUCGAUUAAUCAAUAAACCAAAUUGUGCAUUGGUAAGCCUUAACUUUCUAUACCAAUAGCAAUGCUCACUGAUUUGCAGUUCCAAUACAGUAGUGAAUGUUGAACAACUCGGAACCGCUAGCUAGUGUGAUACACCAAUAUUUUUUGUUUUCUCAGGAUUCACAGUAAAUCAUGUUUAGAUUUUAAAGGGUGAAAAUGGUUCUACUUAUUUGAUGGCAAUAACAGUGAUGUAUCAUAUUUAUUAUACUAUUUUCUAUUCAGCAUUUGAGUAUCGAUUUAGAUAGCAAGGUUUUGAUUCUCGGAUUUGAUCCUUGGCCUUGAUCCUUGGCCUUGGCUCGCCGAAGCUUAUUUGUGGCACCCACUACUGGUGCCGCAAGCUUCACCCGGCCGGCAGCCGCGAUCUUGGACUGCCAGUACCACUCUCCACCACUACUUCAGACCUGGAACAUCUUGCCGUGCUCCCACUACCAUCUGGGACGACACCACGGCGUAUCAGGGGAGUAACGCCUUAAUUAUAGUGAUCUGGCAUUCGUACUCACGACCAUAACAACACAGUCGUCGAAUAAAUCUUCCUUGUGCUCACUGGUGGGUUUUAUUCCGCUCCUGUAGCGACAAAAUAGCACUCAUUUCUGAGGGUUAUUCAUUUACCAUUUAUCACAGUGGUAGAUGUUUCUUUGAGAUAAUAAUGUGGUAUGUUUCUAUUAGAAAAUUCUAUAACAUAAAAAUCACUUCUCUGAUGAUAUAGAAAUUGAUAAAAUAUCAAACUUAUAAUUGGUGAAAUGGGAUUUCUAAGUUAUUUAACAACAUUGUUAAUAUAAUUAGUGUUAAACAUAAAAGAUGUUACAAUUUUUGACAAAUACCAUUGCUAAGUACCAAAUCCAAAGAACACAGAUAGAUUGAAUAUUGAAGUGAAACCUAAAUCAAUCUGUUGAAUAUGAACUAGUAUGAUAAAUGGAGUACCUAAAUCAAGCUGUGUGUAAAUAAUAAUAUAUAUAGAGUGAUCAACAGAUGCUCUAAAAUUUAGAGCAUUUAUGGACGUUUGGAGUGUGUAAAAAGACAUGAUACGUAGGAGGUAGUCUAUCUAUGUACAUUAGCGUCUAUGUAAGGGGUACUUUAGGUAUCUAGUUACUAGUGUAAUCUAUUGUACAUAUCAAAAAAAAGUUUUUUAAUAUGGCUCUGAAGAAAGGUUUUAUGUAAUAAACUGUACAAUCAAUUAAGCUGAUCAUGUUGAAACUAUUGCACUCAUGGAUUAAGUGAAAAAUUCAUGAAUUCAAUGGUUCGCGCUCAGUGUACGCAUUUAAGUUCUACAUAUAGAUGUUGUUUUUUUUUUUUAAUUUAAUGGCCUCUUCGAAUAAGCUUUAUAUCGUGAAAUACAUACAAUAGCCCUGAUUAUCCAUGAAUGUACAAUCAUUGAAACUGUUAAAGCGAGAAAUGCAUUUCGUGAUGUCAAAAUUGACAGCUCUAAAUGUCAAUUUUGACAUCUCGAAUUGCAGUUACGAUUGUUACAAUUUGAGUAAAGCACUAGUCACAGCUCAGGAAGUCUGUGAUGUCACAGAGUGACAUGCUUUGUAUGAAACAUGUCACUCGUCUGCACAUUAGGUUCUGGGGCCCAAGCACAGAAUUCAUGUGUGACUAGUGCUUAACGAUAUAGGGUUCUUUGUGCAUAUGAACACAAUUCUAACUACAGUCAAAACCAUUUCAACAUCAUUCAUAAUGACAUAUUGGUUAUAAUGAUUAAAGUAUAAGCCUUGUCUAUUUGUAACUUACAAAUACUGGAUUAUGCGGCCUAAUAAUCGUGGUCCCUUGGAUGUUGUUAUAACAGAUGUUGGUGUAUUACUACGCAAAGAUGCGACACACACUUUCCCUGCCAUUUUAUCGUCUCCCGGGUAAUGGCAUAGCUACUGGCACUGAUGUCACUGCAUGUUUGCGUGUAUGAGAUGCGUUCACAAGCACCAAGGAACCCUAACCUUAAGGGCCGAAGUAUUUGUUUCACCCUGUAUAGCAGGUAAUGGAUUUAAGUAAUGUGCAAUUGAAAAUCAAGAUUUUAUUAACUAAAGAUCUGACUUUAUUUAUACAUAAUCAUAAUUUAUCUGUGAAAUUUUACCACCACUUUGUACACCACAGAUUUUUGACACUGGAGAAAGUGAUCGAAAUAUUUAUACAUAGGAUCUAAUUUGACAAACAUUUGGUAGCUUUCUACUAGUUUUUUCGAACCGUUUGAUAUAGUAGAUCUUCUAACUUAAGAGCGUGUAACUUUUGAAACUAACGUAAAUCCAUCCUUUAGUAAUGGAUGGGAAAACGUUGUGAGUUGACAUUGACGCCAGACGAUUUUGGCAAAUUUACACAGAUCCGGCGCAAACAGAGUAUCAAAUUGGUAUAAAGGUGGCUUUCCAUACAAAUUGACAGAUUUACUUCAACUAACUUAUACUAAAAGCUCUGAACUUGACAAAAAUAUUCAGGAACCAAUUAUAAAAAAAAAGUUAAACUAACAUCUGAAAAAUCCCAGUCUACCAAAAGUUUGUCAAAUAAGUGUGAUUUAAAAAAAGGUUUUAUUAUUUUAAAUUAUGUGUCUAGUCUGUGAUAUGGCUUAACUCUUCCUUGAUAUACUUUGCACGCGAUAUGUUACGUAAAAGGAAAAUUGGUCAGUAAAAUAUAUCUAGGCUUAGGUUUUGACAUUUAACAACUUCCAGUUUCUACUCUGUCAUUAUUUUUCAUCUCAUGUUGACAUUUUUUGAAAUUAAAUGUAUAGUACAUAAAUUUUUAGAAUGGACUCACCAUAUUUGCUUUAUUUAUCUCAUAGAGUUCUGCGGGAAAAAUCGUGCGAUGAAAUUUCACAAUGCAGGCUUACUCUAAAUGUAAAAAAAUAGAAUAGGUUAUCUGAUGGAUUCUGUAAGUUCUUUGCAGCAAUGGACGCUUAGGUAUUAUACAGGUGUAACCAGAACCAGAUUAUUAAAUUACCUUAACACAAUCCAAUGCCAAUAACCAUUUGCCUUAUCUGGUAGUUUUAGUGAUUUAGUAUUUUUCAAACCCGCAUUGUAUAGGGUGCAAAACUCGGGUCAAUGCCCCUCCUACGGUGCGGCAUUGAAUUCAAGUGGCCUAUUUACGGAACGUUCGUUGACCUCUAGUGUCAGUCAGAUGUUUUAUUUGCAAUAUAUUGUGAACUUAGAAAAAACAGGAUUUUUAUUUUAUUUUUUCGUGUUUUUUUGUGGUAGAUACCACAGUACUGAUGAUCGACGACAGUGAUGAUGAUGAUAUGGUACUGAUGAUUACUGACAAGAUUGUCAGUAAUCAUCAGUACUAUCACCUGUCUUCGUUUUUGCUAGCGUUCUGGUUACACCUUGUAUGUGCUGUCAGUAAAAUAAAUUGAACCUACCAUAAGCAUAACAUAAUAAUAUUAAUAGUGACCAAUUUUCCUAAUAAUUCACGUGUAUUUAAAGUUAUGUUAAGUUUAUUUGAGUUUUGAGUGCUGUCUAAUAAACUUUGUGUAACUUUAAACGAAAAAGGCAUUAUUAUAUUAUUACAUGUAUGUAUUUGUAACAAAAAUGUUGAUUAACUAGUUCACCAUUUUAGCGUUUAUAUUUAUAACAGUCCAUUAUUUUAAUUAAUAAAAUACAUUAUUGCACUUAUUUUCACUACCAGUACCAGUGGUGGAUUUAUUUGUUACUGCAUAUAAUUUUAUCUAAAGUGCAGUGGUCGGUGCAUAAAAGCUCCUAUCACAGACCACUGAAAUGGAGUGGAGACGUAUUUACAACCAAUCAGAUUAUUGAUUGAUGACACGAUAACGUCAUCUAACAAUAACUUGCAGCUCGAUUUCGAAAUAGCGGCGUCAAUCAUUAUUAUAAUGCCCGGCAAGCAAUCAGGAUCUGAAGCAGCGUGGGAGAUAGUUGGCGAAUCCGGGAAGCGAAAGUCAACGUAUCAACCAAUCGCGUACACUCGCGCCGACUGAUCAACCAAUCGUGUGCACCCGCCAUUUGCCAGCCAAUCACAUCGAUGCUCAAAUUGCCAGGCACUAUACAAUCUCAAUUGGCUGAAACUAUGUUAUUUUUUGCUGUUUAGCAAAUACUAGGAGAGACGAGAGUGUCGGCUAAUCAGGCGAUUGCGAUCGUCACACCAACUGAAGUUAGGCGUCAAGCUAGCGCGGCAGGCAGUCUGAUUGGUCUGCUGACCACGUCUCCGCAACGCUUUAAUGGAAACGCACCUUAAGGAUGCCUGUCCACUGAAGAAGAGCGGAGUGGAGACGUGUUUAACAAACCAACCAGAUCUUGGGCAAUAAUCGCCCGCUUUUUCAACUUUCGUGACAUCUAAAAGUUUUAACUGGUGACUAAGUAAUCAACGACAUUUUUAUUGCAUAAAUGCAAAGUGCUUCCGUCUUUUGAAAAAAAAAGUAGACUCGUGCUAAUAAAGAGCCUUGGGGUCGAUUCACACUCAGUCGAAGCGAAUCGAAUUCGAAACAGAACAAAAGGAGACGCACAUCGAACAGAAUGCGCGCGUCUUUUUGUCGUUUUUUCUCGUAAGUGAACAUUGAUAUGCAGAGAAAUGUCAAUUUUAGUUGUGGCUUCGAUUUGCUUCGACUCUGUCAGUGUGGAUCCACACUUGAAUUAAUUGCUUUAUAGGCUCAGGUUAUUAUAUUCACUGACUGUCCCCGUGUUUCCUAUACAUAGUAUUAUAUAUUAUUUUAUUUGUAAAAAACCUAAAAUGAACUUUGUAUUGUACACAGAACGAGAUUUUAAUGUGAAGUUUCGUUCCCUGUGAUACCAGAUUAUUAUGUUGGAUUUUUAAAAGUUGUUUUGCCAUUUACUUACUUGUAAAUAUAUAUAAUUUUUAUAUUAAAUGAAAAUAUACAUAAUAUAGUCA